AUGAUUAACAUGCAUGUUAGUAAUGGUAUUAGCACACCAACUCUUAUGUUGUGCUAUGCAAUGGUAACCAUUGUAUUCCUCCCUCCAACGAAUCCACUAUCGUUUAGCUACCCCUCCUUUACCAGAAGUGAUGGAGGGCUGAAGCUGGAAGGAGAUGCAGUAGUGUCACGUUCAGAAAUCCAAGUCACAUUGAGCAGAAUAGGCCAAAGCAACGAAUACAGUGUUGGACGUGUCACACCACUUCAUCACAUGCUUCUCUGGGAUAUUAGCUCUAGAAAACUGGCAGAUUUCAUUACCAAAUUCUCUUUUACUAUCUUCUCUGAAGACUCACCCUAUGGAGAUGGUUUGGCAUUCUUCUUGGCAGAUCCAGGGCUUCCCCUUUUGAAUAACAUUAGAGAAGGAGGUGGUCUUGGCCUUGUUGAUGGUGACCAAGUGUUGAACUCAACUCAGCACUCAUUUGUGGCAGUGGAGUUUGACACCUUCAAAAAUUCAUGGGACCCCUAUGGCCCUCAUGUAGGUAUCAAUUUCAACUCCAUGAAGUCUAACAUAACGGCGUCAUGGUUGACUCAUGAUAUGUCACAGAGUAAAGUUUUUAAUUGUAGCAUUGAGUACAACUCCACCACUCUUAAUUUAAUGGUUUCUUUCACCGGCUACACUAGUGACAAUACCCCAGUAGAAAAAAACAUUUCAUACAAAGUUGAUUUGAGAUAUCACUUACCUGAGUGGGUUAUGGUUGGGUUCUCGGCAGCCACGGGAAGUGUGUAUGAGGUGAAUAUUCUCAAGUCAUGGUCAUUUAGUUCAAGCUUACAAAUUAGUGAUAGUGGUGAUGAUAUUAAUGAUGAUAAUAAACUGGGUAAGGGGCUAGGAAUUGGAGUGGGUUUGUGUGUGGCUUUUUUAGGGUUGGCUUGUUUUCUGUUGUGGAAAAGGAUUAAAAGAAAGGAAGAUGUUUUGGUAGAAUUUGAUGUGAAAAUGGAUGAUGAAUUCCAAAAGGGCAUUGGACCCAAGAGGUUUGGCUACAAUGAACUUGAAAGUGCAACAAGUAAAUUUGCACAGUCAGAGAAGCUUGGACAAGGUGGUUUUGGUGGUGUGUAUAAAGGUUUUCUGAAAGAUUCAAACUCCUAUGUUGCAAUCAAGAGGAUAUCAAGCGAGUCUAAGCAAGGGGUUAAAGAAUAUGCUACUGAAGUCAAGAUCAUUAGCCAAUUGAGGCACAAGAAUUUGGUGCAACUCCUUGGUUGGUGCCAUAGGAAAAAUGACCUCCUUCUCAUAUAUGAAUUCAUGCCAAAUGGAAGCUUAGAUUCCCAUUUAUAUGGUGGGAAAGGCUUCUUGACAUGGCCUAUAAGGUAUAACAUAGCUCUAGGCUUGGCUUCAGCAUUGCUCUACCUGCAAGAAGAGUGGGAACAAUGUGUCCUCCAUAGGGACAUCAAAUCAAGCAACAUAAUGUUGGACUCAAGUUUCAAUGCUAAGCUUGGUGACUUUGGUUUGGCUAGGUUGGUGGAUCAUGAGAAAGGGUCACAAACCACACUUAUAGCUGGGACAAGAGGGUACAUUGCACCAGAAUAUGUGAUCACAGGAAAAUCUUAUAAGGAGUCUGACAUAUACAGCUUUGGGGUUGUUUUAUUGGAGGUAGCAAGUGGAAGAAAAGCCAUUGACCUAAAUGCCAAGGAUGGUCAAGUAACAAUUGUUGAGUGGGUAUGGGAGAUGUAUGAAUUGGGAGAGUUACGUAAAGUAGCAGACCCAAAAUUAUGUGGAGAAUUUCAUGAGGAACAAAUGGAAAGAUUAGUGGCUACAGGCCUUUGGUGUGCUCAUCCAAAUUAUAGAUUCAGGCCUUCUGUGAUGCAAGUGAUCCAAAUGCUAAAAUUUGAAGCCGAAUUGCCCGUUCUGCCAAAAUGGAUGUCUGUCACAAACUACUAUCCUAUAACAACAAAACCAGUUUUUUCAUUAAUUUCAAACGAUGUAUUAUAAGUAGGAAGUUUUUGUAGUAAAAAGUUGUUGAAAAUAUUUAUGGUUCUAAUCAUUUUACAUUCUAGUAUAGUAUUAGCUGUUAAUGUACAUUGUUUUAAUUAAAGAUUUGAUAUUAUACGAUAGCCAUAUAGUUAGCUUACUAAACAAUUUUCCCUUAGUAAUUUUAUUUUUGAACUUUUGAUGGUAUAAUUG
Molecule: messenger RNA, 2154 nt
Organism: Cajanus cajan (pigeon pea)
Lineage: Eukaryota; Viridiplantae; Streptophyta; Magnoliopsida; Fabales; Fabaceae
Product: L-type lectin-domain containing receptor kinase IX.1
Biological process (GO): protein phosphorylation
Molecular function (GO): carbohydrate binding; ATP binding; protein kinase activity
Source: RefSeq, a predicted model, not a curated record